Drosophila obscura is the source of this 2962-nucleotide messenger RNA. RefSeq names its product CCAAT/enhancer-binding protein (gene slbo). Gene Ontology annotation, molecular function: DNA-binding transcription factor activity, RNA polymerase II-specific; RNA polymerase II cis-regulatory region sequence-specific DNA binding. Gene Ontology annotation, biological process: DNA-templated transcription; regulation of transcription by RNA polymerase II. The record is from RefSeq and is a predicted model, not a curated record. Bases 575 to 1957 code for a protein of 460 amino acids. The transcript has a single exon. Lineage: Eukaryota; Metazoa; Arthropoda; Insecta; Diptera; Drosophilidae.
UUGUAAGCGACGGACGCGCUGCUCGCUCUAACGGACAGGAAAACGCCAAGAAAAGCUCUCUCUCUUUGUCUGUCUCACUCUCUGGCUCUUCGCUCUCCGGGGGCCCAGACAGCCUAACGGUUCUUCAGGAGCUUGCCUUUGCUUUUGCCUUGUGCCUGCCUUCUAAUACCAAAGCAAAGUCGCGUCGGACCGUCUCGUAUAAAAUCUGUUGCAUCACUGCGGUGGCACUUCAGUCGUUCGAGCGCGUGCGGCCGGAGAAGUGCAGUGUUAACAACAAUUACAACAAAAGCAACAACAAUACUAAAAUGCGUGGCUGCAGUGAACAUUUAAGCGGCAAAAAAUGACAAAAAAAAUUACAAAAUUUGUGAAAUAAAUAAAUAGCAGCAACAAAGCAAGAAAGCAACAAGAAACAUUUCCAAAGACAAACUUACCUCAGUGCAAUGGUCUAGGACUUGAAGCCAACCAAAAACAUAAAUAAAACACCUUUAAUUCCCCACACAACUUACGCGGAAAAUCAAUCAAAAUUAUCGGGCAAAAAGGCAUCAACAUUCUACCCUCAUUCGGGCAACUUAAAAUGCUGAACAUGGAAUCGCCACAGAUGUACGCCGAUGCCGUGCAGACGCUGGCCCAGCUGGACCUCAAGAAGCCGCCCCCCCAGCAGGCCACCAUCGGCCAGAUCACACUGACGGCGAUGUCCACUGCCCAGCAGCAGCAGCAACAGCAGCAGCAGCAGCAGAAUCCUCAACAGCAGCAGCAGCAGCAACCUCAACAGCAGCAACAGCAGCAGCAGCAGCAGACAACGGAUGCCAACAACAAUACGUCCCAGGACGCGGCACUCCUUGUGAAGCAGCAUGCCAUGCACCAGAUGCAGCAGGCGGCCCUCAACGGCAACAACAACAACAGCAACAGUGUCAACAACAAUGUGAACAACUUGCUGCAAAAGCAAAUGCUGCAACAGUACACCACACAGACGGAUCUCGACGAGCUGACGACCCAAGAGAUUACUCUGGACCUGCAGCACCUGAUAGACGACCAGUUCCGGGACACGGAGACGCUGGGCAUCUUCAGCGACAUGGUAACCAGUCCGGGCGGACUCUCCGCCACCCUGCCGCCCAGUGGAAUGGUCAGCGCCGCGGCCAAGGUGUUGCAGCAGCAGACGCUGAGGAAUCAGCACGGCUACGGGCGGGGCGGGGCACUGGCCUACAUGCCACAGCCUGUGCACGCCACCUACAACAAUUCCAGCGACGAGAAUAGCUCCGUGGGCUCCGACUCCAGCACGAUUAAAGAGGAGCCCAUCGAUCCCGAGUAUCGACGCCACCUGCAGGAGGCAGCCAGCCAGCAGGCGGGCAACGCGGCUGCCGCCUUUAUGACCAACGGCAGUGGGCUGUACAACGGGUACGGGUCCGCCGGGAACGGAUUGUCCGGCAACAGCACCAGUGGCACCCUCAACGGCAGCACCACUCCGAACCACAGCAGCAGCAAUGGCAGCAACGGCAGCAGUGGCCCCGUAAACGGCAGCCAGUUCACGAAUCUGACCACGGCCAAUGUGCUGGCCCACCACAACCUGCCACACCUGGCGGCCGCCGCCGGGGCCCAGCACCUGUUGAAGCAGCACAGCAAGCUCCAGCAUGCGGCGCACCACCAGCAGCACAGCCACCACCGGAAGCAUGGCAACAAGCACGUGGACAAGGGCACCGAGGAGUAUCGGCGGCGGCGGGAGCGCAACAACAUCGCGGUGCGCAAGAGCCGCGAGAAGGCCAAGGUCCGGUCGCGGGAGGUGGAGGAGCGCGUGAAGAGCCUGCUCAAGGAGAAGGACGCUCUCAUCCGGCAGCUGGGGGAGAUGACCAACGAGUUGCAGCUGCACAAACAGAUCUACAUGCAGCUGAUGAACCAUGCCAAUCCCGAAGUGAGUCGCGUCUGUCGAAGCUUCCUCAACACCAACGAGCACUCGCUGUAGCCGUGAGUGUGAGUGUGGGUGUGUGAAUACGAGUGCGAAUGAGUCUGAGUGUGUGAAUGAAUGAAUGAAUGAAUGGGUGAACGAGGAAUGAGUGAGUGUGUCUGUCGCCAAAUCAAAGAUUCAAAAUGCUGUGUGGGUAGAAUGUAAGAACCAUUUUGCUUUUUUCUCUACUAUUCAUCAUCUUCUGCAUUCUGCCUUUUACUUCUGUACUCUUGUACCUUUGUCCUUCUUCUCUUUCUCUCUGUCUCUUUUUCUGUCUCUGCCCCACCUGUGGCAUUUCCUUUGUACAUUUACUUAUCUUCCUUCCCCCUUGUUAUCAUUGCUUACCGAGAUACAAUUAAAUAUUUUUGUACUUAAUUUUAAUGACUGUAACAUAUAUUUCGCACAUCUAUAACUAUAUAGCUAUAUACAUAUGUUGUAUAUUGUAUAUCCAUGCAUAUUAUCAUAAAGUUAAGCCAAAGAAAAAUGUUGAAAAUAUUUAUGUAAAAAAACGCGCAGGAAAGAAAACGGAAAAUACAAAAAAUUAAAACUAUUUAUACAGAAAACAAACAAAAAAAAAAACAAAAACAAAUACACAAAUAACUAUUGUAAUUUUGUACAUUUCUUGAAUGGUGUGCGGCUUGCGCUAUUUGCUUUAUGCCACGCCCCUGCCCUGCCCUGCCCUCCCCUCCCCGACCCACUCACAGGCCCUGCUUUAAACACUGAUCCAACACUAGCAAAUCUCUAGUUCGUAAGCCUUGUCCCAAAAAAAGAAAAGAAACAAAUAAACACCUCCCCCACUCCCCACCCUACCCCUUCACCGGUACUAACAGUAAUCUAGCGAAUGCGAUGCGAUGGGAAUACGGAAUAUCCGUGGCUGCUGCUGAGAGCGCGGAAGAUAUGAAUGCUAUUAACUUGUAAGGCCAACGCAAUGUUCUCAUUUUAAUUUAUAUAUUCGUAAAUUAAAUAUACAACAACAAACCAACAAACGCAAACUGUAAAGCAACUCUAAAUAAAUUAAAUAAA